Molecule: messenger RNA, 1125 nt
Organism: Brassica oleracea var. oleracea
Lineage: Eukaryota; Viridiplantae; Streptophyta; Magnoliopsida; Brassicales; Brassicaceae
Product: F-box/kelch-repeat protein At3g13680
Molecular function (GO): protein binding
Source: RefSeq, a predicted model, not a curated record
AUGGCGACAAUGUUCAAUCUUCCAGAUGAGUUAGCAGAGGAGAUAUUGUCUAGGGUUCCAUUGACAUCCCUAAGUUCAGUGCGUUCCACUUGCAGAAAGUGGGACACUUUAUCCCAAAACAGGGUUUUUGAUACGUCAGCAUCAGCAGGAAGGAAACAGUUUCUAGGGUUCAUGCUGAAGGAUUAUAAGGUUUGUUCGAUGAAAUUGGAUCUUCAAGGAAUUGGAAACGAAAGAGACUUCGUUGAUCCAUCUAUAAAGCAAGUACUUGACCAAGUAGAUAUCACUCAAGUAUUUCACUGUGAAGGCUUAUUGCUAUGCAUCACCAAGGACAAGUUCAGGCUUUUGGUGUGGAAUACUUAUUUGGGGCAAACAAGGUGGAUCCAGCCAAGAAACACUUACCGAAGUGAAGACAGAUAUGCUAUCGGAUAUGAAAAGAAUCUUAACUACAAAAUCUUGAGGAUUUUUGGCGAGUAUGACACCAAGGGUGAACUUGAAGCAUCGACGAACACCUGGUUUUUUUGGUACGAAAUAUAUGAUUUGAGUUCUGAUUCGUGGAAGGUUUUUAACGUCAGUCCCGACUGAAAUAUAGAUUAUUAUCAACGAGGUGUGACUUUGAAGGGGCAUACUUAUUUUUUGACCAGAGAAAGAUGGACAGUGGGGGGCCUGAAGGUAAAUAAUAUUGAGGAUAUAAUCUCUUUUGAUUUUACAACAAAGUGAUUUGGUAAGCGGCUGCCUCCACCAUUUACCGCUCAUAGUGUAGAUAUAUUUGUGUUGUUAUGUUUUGUUAGAGAGGAGCAGCUUGCGGUCUUACAGGAAAGCUGGGUGAACGGUCCUGCAUUGGAGAUUUGGAUAACAAAUAAGAUUGAUCAAGACGCAGUUUCAUGGAGCAAGUUAUUGAGGUCAAUCUCUAUUUUUAACGUUGAUGGUCUAGCUGGGAGUUUCUUCAUUGACGAGGAAAGUUGCUGUGAUUGUCGAUCUAGACAAUGGUGGACACGGACUGAGAUCCGGUACAACCAAAGAGCUAACAUAAUUGGACACGAUGAAUAUUUUAAGUCUGUGAAUAUGGGAGAGGCUCUGAAUCAUAGAAAACACAACAAAUUUGGAUUUGUGCUCCCGGUAUUCUAG